Messenger RNA from Neolamprologus brichardi, 755 nucleotides. The record is from RefSeq and is a predicted model, not a curated record. Lineage: Eukaryota; Metazoa; Chordata; Actinopteri; Cichliformes; Cichlidae.
AUGUUUGACUCCAGUAUGUACCCAGCUUGUCGCCCACAACAGAACGGAAUCGGUCCGUGCAAGGAAGACCAAACAAACCAGGUGGACUCCACAUCAGAUAGCAUUCAGGCUUCGACAUCCAAGGAUGCUGACAUUCCACCUUCGUCACGGAAAAACUCAAAUAUUGGGAAAAAUGAAGCCCAACCAUCUUCUCGCAAAAACUCAGCAGCUGACGCUCAAAUGCUAGUCACGAAAACUCUGUUUAAGGUAACAAUGCGCGCUAUGAGUGAAAACGCUGUGGCAAAGUGGAAAAAGAGGGGAAUUUCUUCCAGGGAGAAAAAGGUCACACGCACCAUCAUGGCCAUCCUGGUUGCGUUUGUCGUCACGUGGACGCCGUACAACGUGAUGGUGCUUAUCAACACAUUCUGCUCCACCUGCAUCCCCAACACGCUGUGGACCAUUGGCUACUGGCUGUGCUACAUCAACAGCACCAUCAACCCAGCCUGCUAUGCCCUCUGCAACGCCACCUUCAAGAACACCUUCAAGCAGCUGCUUCUGUGCCAGUACAAGAACAUACGCACCGCACGAUGAGCGGGGGGUGCAAAUGCUUUACUGUGUUUGUGGUGGAGUCUGAAUAAUGUGACAAAUCUUUUAAAGAAUGAUUUCGAAAGUUCGAAACAUAGAUAAAGUGUGGUCUUGUUGUGCAAUUACUUCAUGUUGCUUUUCGGUGGUAGAAUCCCCCCAGCCCCCUUCUUCCACUGAAAAUAAAACUGUGA